Messenger RNA from Brassicogethes aeneus, 1029 nucleotides. NCBI's taxonomy places the organism in Eukaryota, Metazoa, Arthropoda, Insecta, Coleoptera, Nitidulidae. The record is from the annotation of a GenBank genome assembly.
AUGACUUCCAAAAAGUCACAUGAAGUGCAAGUUUUAAGUAAUAUUGCAGCAGCUGUACAAAAAAUAUCGAAAACAAGUCAUAUUGUAGACAUAGGUGAUGGAAAGGGAUAUUUAAGUUCAAUGCUUGCUUUGAACUAUAAAAUACCUGUGUUAGGAGUUGAUGCUUCAGAAAUAAACACCAACAGUGCUGUAGACAGAGUAGAAAAACUAUCCAAAGUUUGGAACAGUCUUACAACAGGAGAAAAAUCUAAAAAAACCUCCAAAGAUCUUUAUAGACAAAUAACAAAGUAUGUGGAUGAAAAAAUUGAUUUUAAAGAUGUGGUAGAAACAGUUUUUUUGGAAAAACCUACAGAUAUAAGUUUGGUAGGGCUGCAUACUUGUGGUAAUUUAGCAACAGCAUCACUCAGAAUAUUUUGUGCUAGACCUGAAAUAAAAACUAUUUGUAAUGUAGGUUGCUGCUAUCACUUUAUAGCUGAACAAUUUGAACAAAACAUAAAACAUGUUAUACCCAACAAAAAUAAAACGUCCGAUUUUGGAUUCCCAAUGAGCCAAUUUUUAAUUGAUAGACAAUUUGUAAUAGGCAGAAGUGCUAGGAUGAUGGCAGCUCAGUCUGUUGAUAGAAUUUUUUAUAACAAAGAGCUACCAAGUAAAACCAUAUUUUAUAGAGCUUUACUGCAGAUUUACAUGAAAAUAAAUCAUCCUGAUGUCAUCAUCAAAGAUGUUGGCCGAUUUAGAAAACCUGCCUCAGAUUUUGUAGACUAUACAAGAAAAGCUUUAAAAAGACUUAAACUAGAAUUAGAUUUAUCAGAUGAGGUAUUACAUGAAUUUUAUAAGGAGUAUGAAUGUAGGUGUGAUGAGUUGAAUGUAUUCUAUUUGAUAAGGUGUCUAUUGGCGCCAGUUAUAGAAAAUUUAAUUUUGUUGGAUAGAAUUUUAUUUUUACACGAAAACGGUUAUGAAAAUUCUUUUUUGGUACAGUUAUUUGAUCCUGUUAUAUCGCCACGUUGUUAUAGCAUUAUAGCCUUUAAAUGA